AUGUCCUCUUCCCCCUCCUCUUCUUCUGCUAAUGUGAAUAACACUAUCGAGUUACACACACUGAACUUAUUCACGUUGAAUUCAAGUGAAACUGAACCCAGAGAUAAUUUGAAGAGAGACAGUUUAAUUGAUAACAAUGUUACCAAAGACGAAGGUGUUCAGCCUAUCCAGUCCGAGGAAACUAAAAAUGAAGAUGAAUGUAUUGCAAAUACGAUAGAAGAAGAAAAGGUUGAGAAUGUCGAUUGUCUUAUGAGUGAUAAUGACUUAUUGGAUAUGUUAGAAGAAAUGGAACAGAUGACCUCCAAUGAGAAGACGGAAUCAGUGCGUCGUUCAAUUGAUGACAUCGUCGCGACCUGCAACACCAAAAACAACAAUUCAAUCAUUCUGAAUUUUGACCCACUGAAUAAUGUAUCACAAAAUCGUGAUUCUUUACAGUUGUGUGAAUCAAUCGAUAAGUUACCUCAACAAUCUGUAGAUAACAAUGUGGUUGUUACCCAAGAGGCAGAAAGUGGUCAGCCUGUUCAAUUCAUGGAAAAUGUAGUAGAUAAUGAAUUUAUUGUGAAUAUGAACGAAGAAGCAGAGGUUGAGAAUAUCGGAAGUCCUAUAAAUGAUAAUCACUUCUUGAGUAUGUUAGAGCAACUAGAACAUAUGACCACCAAUAAGAAGGCUAAAUCAAUACGUCGUUCAGUCGUUAACAACAACAAUAUCAACAAUAAUUCAAUCAUCUUGAACUUUGAUCCAUUGAGUAAUAUCGCUUCACAAAGUCGUGAUUCCUUAAAAUUGUGUGAAUCAGUCGAUAAGUCACUUCAAAAAUUUGCUGUCAUCACUCCACAAUCUGUUGACACUGAUAAGUCAUCAGCGUCCUCAUCACGUUUCAAUAGAACAGGACAUUUAAUUAGUCCUUUAUUCUGUGAAGAUUAUAUCCGUGCAGCUAAUAAUACACCAACACAAACAACUCAAGUUGUAUCACCUUUACAAAUGUCUAAUGAAAAUAAUGAUGUUAUUGAGACUAAUGAUACUACUGAUCCAACGGGAACAACCACUCCUACUAAGACUGCAGACACUGCAACUACGACUACUCCUCCUCCUCUUCCUCCUACAACUACCUCAACUUCUUCAAAUGCUAUUCAAUCAUUUACAGAAGUCACAACUAGUGCAUCUACGAAUAAUAAUUUAUUGACUUCAUCAUUCAAUGUAUCAUCAUCCGCUGUUAUGCUGAAUAAAUCUUUUACAAAACUUCAGCAAACAACAACGAUGAUUUCAGCGACAGUCGCUUCAACAUCACCGUUGAUCCGUUCACCAUGGAGAAAUCGUAGUGUGUUAUGUCAAGCAUUGGGUGGUGGCGGCAUCGGCUGUAACUCAAGUUAUAGUGAUGGGGAUAGUUCACCUGAAUGGUUAUCAUUUUCCACGGCAAUGAAUAAGAAGCCACAAAAAGGCAGUGUAAUGCUACAACAGGGCGGUCAAUUAAAUUACGAUGAUGAAGGUGAAGACGCGGAGAAAUCAUUUAAUGCUGAAGGAUUCUUAUCACAUAUAAAUAAACAACCAUCAAAUAAUGAUCAGUGUCUAUUGAAUACCAUUGAAAAGAAAAAAAGAUCUGCUGAAUUAGAUCUUCUAGUUGGUAUGUUAAAUCGUGUUGAAGUGAAAGAUGACGACAAUGAGAAAGAAGAGGGGGAGAAGAAGGAGGAUUCGAAGAAAUCUCUAGUUGAUGAAGAACCAUCACCGUCACUACAGCAACAACGAAAAGACACAGAAAAUCAAGUAUUACCUAAUCCUGAAUUAAAUGUCAAUGCAUAUGUAACACCAGAAAUUAAAGUUCGCAAACAGAUUACACCUUCACUGACAUAUGAUGUAGUAAAACCUAAGAGCAGUGGAAAAUGUUUACAGAAAAGAAAAGAGAGGCAACAGUUAUCGGUUAAUAAUAAUAAUAGUACUAAUGGUAAUACAUCUUAUACUGGUGGUGGUAUAUCUGGCUUUCUGGCUAAAGCAGUACGCUCUGUGUAUUCACAUCUUAUGUCUUCAAGUUUAGCAGUAUCACAAACAUCAAUACUAUCACCACCGGAGGAUAAUUCUGCAUUGAUUGCCGGUAAACAUCAACACAUCAAUACAGUGGAUACAUCGAAAGUGAACAGUAUCAAUGAUACAUCGCCAUUAGAAGUAGAAAAAGGCAACGAAGAAGAGGAAUUAGCAGUUAAAAAUGCCGUGAAUACAACACACAAUCUGAUAAAAGAUGAAGGAGGUGUUGCUGUUGUUUUUGAUGAUGAUGAGAAUGACAAACAUUCAGUUGAGAUAAGAAAAGAACGUGAAAAUCAAUCUAGAAGUAUAAAGUCAUUCACUUCAACAUCUUUGCCACAUACACAAUCUAUGUCAUACGAACAACAGCUACAGCAACACCAACAAAAAUAUGAAGAUGUUGUAUCGAUAGAAGAUGAAGUUUGGAAAACAGUGAGUUCAGUACAUGAUGAUAAUGGCGAUGUCGAUGUAGAUGCCGAUGCCGGUGGCAAUGGCAAUAUUGAUAAUAGCGGUGAUAACAAAAGUAGUCGUACCUAUUCUAUGGAAAUAUCAAAUUAUGAAUCAUCAGAAAUCGAUAACAUUCUAGAAGGUGAAAAUAAAGAAAAUAUGAAAGUUUCACAGGUUACUACUACUGCUGCUAAAGAUAUCAAAGAUGUCAGUAUGAAAAGUGAAGAGGAAUCAGUUAAGGUGGUGACGCCAACACCAACAUCAACAACGCCUGAAUCUCGCCAGGCUCUAAAAGAAGUAUCGGUGAAUCAUAAACUCGGUGAUACAUUUGAUAUGGGUGGUGACUACAAUACUUUUGCUGCUAGUGCUAAUAAUAAUAGUAGUAAUGCAUCAUUCAGUGAAUCACAGUAUGAAUACAAAGAGACCUCAAUGAUGAAUAGUAGUCAUACUAGUAACAAUAAUAAUAAUGACGAUGUUGAAUUAAUGAAACAAAAUUUACGUGAAGAAAUUUCGAGGUUGAGAAGUGAAGCUGAUAUUUUGAAAUCUGUAAUGGAUGAGUAUGAGGCAAUUGUGAUAAAAUCUGAAGAAAAAUUAUUUGAAAGACAAAUUGAAGAUGCAACAAAAUUGAUACGAAUUAAAAUGGAUGAAAAUGAAACCUGUGAUCAAGCUGAACGUCUGCUUUCAGUGCAUAAUGAUCUGAAAACACGUGUUGAACGUGCACAAGAUGCUCUUAAAUUUUCCGAUAAGAAAGAAGGAUUACUUAAAAAAACUCUUCGUCGAUAUAAUACAAGUCAUUCAGCUAAACAAACAAAAAUCGAUAAUUUUAUGACUGCCUAUUCAAAACAAUUAAAUGAUACACUAAUUGAACAUGAUCAUCAAAAGGCUAAUUAUCAAAGGAAAUUGGAUAAAUUACGGUGUGAAUGUCGUCUAACAGAAAUGCGUAUUCUAUCGCUUACUCAAGAAGUUAAACAAAAGGAUCUGCAUAAUGAUGAAUUGAAGUUGAUCAGAGAUCGAAUCCUCUCAUCACCAGUUAAUUAG
Molecule: messenger RNA, 3495 nt
Organism: Trichobilharzia regenti
Lineage: Eukaryota; Metazoa; Platyhelminthes; Trematoda; Strigeidida; Schistosomatidae
Source: the annotation of a GenBank genome assembly